This is a messenger RNA of Raphanus sativus (radish), 321 nucleotides long. RefSeq lists its product as uncharacterized. The coding region runs from base 1 to 321 and encodes 106 amino acids. Lineage: Eukaryota; Viridiplantae; Streptophyta; Magnoliopsida; Brassicales; Brassicaceae. The transcript has a single exon. The record is from RefSeq and is a predicted model, not a curated record.
AUGGAUGCUUUUGAAAAUUCAAGGAUCUAUAAGGAAAAGACCAAGGCUUUCCAUGACAAGAGCAUUCUGAAAAGAGAGUUCAAGGAAGGAUACCAAGUUCUUCUUUACAACUCUAGACUGAAGUUGUUCCCAGGAAAGCUCAAGUCAAGGUGGUCCGGUCCAUUCAAGGUCAAGGAGAUCAGACCUUAUGGGGCUAUUGUUUUGUGGGGUACUGAUGGAAGAGACUUCACAGUCAACGGGCAAAGAGUUAAGCUCUACAUGGCCACAGCACCAAAGGAAGAUGGAGUCUCAACUCCACUUUCUAAUCCCACCCCGGCCUAA